Molecule: messenger RNA, 1185 nt
Organism: Beta vulgaris subsp. vulgaris (sugar beet)
Lineage: Eukaryota; Viridiplantae; Streptophyta; Magnoliopsida; Caryophyllales; Amaranthaceae
Exons: 1
Coding region: 150-899 (249 amino acids)
Molecular function (GO): S-adenosylmethionine-dependent methyltransferase activity
Source: RefSeq, a predicted model, not a curated record
AGUAUAGAUCACCAAGUGUUAUAAAUCCUCCCUCUUUAAUCUCAUUAGUUGACUUCCCUCUCUCUCUUCACCCCCAUCUUUCUCUCCCCACUUCACCAUUCAUAGAAAAAACAAAAAAACAAAAUUUGAAACAAACACACCAUGCAAAAAUGAAACCCAACAACCAAACCACAACCUCAAAACUCAUCCCUAUAAUUCUCCGUUACUUCACCAUCUCUGUUUUCCUCUUCCUCCCUCUCCUCCUCCUCCUUUUCUCUCUCCAAACAACCCCUUCUUCCACCACCACCACCACCACCACACCAGGUAUUCGCAUUCGACCAGGUUACGCCUCCUACGAAUCCUACAUUCAAAAACAACUCAACAAAACACUCAACCCAAAACUACGUCAUAUUUGGACUACUCGAGAUUGGGACCGUAAGAUCCGAGUAUUCUCUACCUUCUUUUCACACCUCAAAAACUCAUCUUUUUUAACCAACUCUUCUAAAGCGCUUUGUAUUGGUGCGCGUGUUGGGCAAGAAGUUGAAGCUCUUAUUCGAGUUGGUGUUCGAGACUCAAUUGGUAUCGACCUCGUAUCGUGUCCUCCUCUUGUUAUCCAUGGCGAUUUUCACCACCAACCCUUCCCGGAUAAUACAUUCGACUUUGAGUUUACUAAUGUGUUUGAUCACGCGCUUUAUCCGGAGAAAUUUGUCGGAGAGAUUGAACGGACGUUGAAGCCUGGAGGUGUUUGUGUAUUACAUGUGGCUAUUUCUACGCGCUCUGAUAAGUAUUCUGCUAAUGAUUUGAUGGGUGUGGAUCCGUUAGUGAAACUGUUUAGAGGGUCUCAGUUAAUACGGGUCAAAAAGGUUGACGGGUUUGGGUUAGAUACUGAGCUUAUUUUUCGUAAAAGAAAAUUGGGGUAAAUACUAAAAUUGAUUAGAGCAAGUCUUACGUUAAAUGUUCUAAGGAAUUUUGUUCUGUUACUGAUCCGCAUUUUACAGUUUUUUUUUUUUUUUUUUUUUUUUUUUUUUUUCUUUACUUCCUUCGCCAAAAUUUAGCUUAGGAUGAAGCAAAAGGUCAUUCAUAAGAUGAAAUCUUGACCAUUUAUUACUUGUCCCAAAUUAGUUGAUUUUAAAGCCAAACAUGUCAUAUAAGAUCUUACUAGAUUUGUAUUUAUCAUUGUCUAUUUAUAUAUCCAAGUAUUAUAUA